AUGUAUCGACAAGGAAAGCCUCUUGUACCCCAGCACCUUCGUGAACCCACCCGUUCAUCCAUCCCGCCACCCGCUCCACUCCCAUCGAUGCCAAACCCCAUCAACUCUCUUGAUCGGUACAGAAAAGUACCUGUAUCCGUACCACUGAUUCGAAAAUCGUCGGCUUUCAAGUCUCGAUCCAAGAAGUCCAUCCAACUGUUUACAAAAUUCGGUAAACCUAACCUUGCUCGUACGGCUUCGUGUAAACAUACAUACCGACCUACGAUCAAAGGACGGAUCGUGCUUGUCACCGAUCUAUCGAAUCUUCCAAAACCGAUUCCUUCAACUUCUCGUGUGUCAUUUACGAAAGUCAAAGUGCUCAAAGACAAAGUGAAACAAAAGAGCAAAACUCGUGAAGACGCCGCUUCGACCGCCGUCACUUUGACGGCUGGCACCUCGACCGUCGUCGCUGCAAGCGAUGCCGCUUCGACCGAUGUCCUUCCGUCCGCUGUCGCUUCGCCCGAUAUCCUUUCGGACGAUGCUGCUUCGGAUGCUUUGGCGCAUCAGAUCUUAACCUCAUGGGUGCAAGAAGCUUAUACCAUGGUAUUCGGACCAUAA
Messenger RNA from Melampsora larici-populina 98AG31, 597 nucleotides. RefSeq lists its product as uncharacterized. The transcript is spliced from 2 exons. NCBI's taxonomy places the organism in Eukaryota, Fungi, Basidiomycota, Pucciniomycetes, Pucciniales, Melampsoraceae. The record is from RefSeq and is a predicted model, not a curated record. The coding region runs from base 1 to 597 and encodes 198 amino acids.